AUGGCUAAUGCUGGUUAUUGCUUCAUCAACUUCACCGACGUUCAAGAUGCCAAUUGUUUUUCCAACUUCUAUGCUGGCCGAGUGUUGGGCAACUUCGGAUCAAGGAAGGUGGUCGAGAUCGUCCCUGCUGCUAUACAGGGCUUCUAUGAGAACCUCAGCCAUUACAGCAAGAAGGUCGUGUCUACUGAGAAUAAUCCAGAGUACGUCAAACGCCUACUCUAA
Molecule: messenger RNA, 222 nt
Organism: Perkinsus marinus ATCC 50983
Lineage: Eukaryota; Perkinsozoa; Perkinsida; Perkinsidae
Exons: 2
Coding region: 1-222 (73 amino acids)
Source: RefSeq, a predicted model, not a curated record